Molecule: messenger RNA, 1246 nt
Organism: Triticum aestivum (bread wheat)
Lineage: Eukaryota; Viridiplantae; Streptophyta; Magnoliopsida; Poales; Poaceae
Exons: 3
Coding region: 146-838 (230 amino acids)
Source: RefSeq, a predicted model, not a curated record
ACAAACCCCCUCGCUGCGCAGCCCAACCCCCGUCACUAAUCCCGUUCCCACAAACCCCCGUCCCCUCGCUGCGCCAACCCAACCACUCCGCGACUCCGCCCCAACGAGGCCGAGAAGCUUCCGGGAGCUAGGGUUUCCCGGACCGAUGGCCGUCGCCGACGCGGCGCUGCCCUCGCCGCCGCCGCCGCCGCCGGCGCGGAUCGCCGUCGUGGUGCUGGCGCUCGUGCACUUCGCCCUCGCCCCGAUGCUGGCGCUCGGGCGCGUGCUCCGCGUCGCGGCGGGGGCCCUCCCCUACCUGGGCUGGGCCGUCGUGUGGAUUCUCUCCGCGGCCUCGGCUGCGAAGGUCGUGGUGCGCCGCGCCUGGGGCGAGGGCUCCGCCUCCUUCCUGUUCCUCCAGACGCUCACGUACGGAGGUUUCACGGUCUUGGCCUGCGGCUUCCUUGUCUUGCUCGCGCUUGGCGUCCUGCUGCUGUGCGGCCUGUGCGUGGGCUACGUCAUUUCAGCUGUACGUGGAUCCCGUCAUGAAUUCAAAGAGCGCGCCUUGGGAGCAAUCAAGCCGGACUCAGCUGCAGACUCGUUUAGUCUACCCCGCACUGCGGUGCUUGGACUCAUGGCAGAUGUUCCUUUCAUCCUGCUAGUUAUCGCUGGUCUUCUGUUAGCAGCGAUGUCGCAUAUGGAGGGAUCGGUAUCUCAGGGAGAAAUGGUUGGAUUUGUAAUCGUGGAUGUGGGGAUAUUUGCUAUGCACGCGAUAUCUUGCUCUGUUAUCAUUCCAGCUCUAGCACUUAGUGCCUGGAGGGAGGACCAGGCGGACAGGAAAGCACCAUCGCAGUUUUGUUGAGGCGAAGCUAAGAAGAGAUGGUGUCCGGAGAAUUUUGCAAGGAGCUACAGUACCCGUUCUGCUGAUGGUUGCGAGUGAUCCCAACAGAUGCAAGUUUUCAGAGGAAAAAGAAAAGUUUCUGCAGACUUCUUCGUACGGUUGUACUAUUAGUAGACCGUACUCGUCAUUAGCCAUGAAAACUUUUGUAGACUUGCUUUUUUCUGCUAUUACUAGAUCCUAAUCGUCAAUAGCCAUGAAGUUUGUUGGCUCAUUAUGGGUCCGGUCACGAUAUUCGAUACUCCGCGUUACUCGCUUACAAGUUUACACUAGAGCAUUGGUGUAUAUGAUGGUAGAAUUCGUCCAUGCUAUCUUUGUAAUGCUACCCUGUUGGAAGAAAAUUCUUCAAUGAGACAUUAAUCCGGUGAUGAA